AUGUCCAACUACUACGGGCAGGGCAGCGCCGCGCCGCCCCCUUACGGCGGCGAUGUCGCCGGCGCCGGCGCGCAAAACCUCCAGUUCUACCCCUCGACCUACGCGCCGGCGGGCGUCUCGGGCGCCGCGACGCCGCAGCAAGCCGCGUACGGAUACCCAGCGGGCAACAUGGGCGGUGGUGCCAGCAGCAGCAGCUUCGGGGCCGCCGCCGGCGGCGCGUCCAACGGCUUCUCGUCGAGUGCCUUUGGCGGCGUCCCGGGCGGCGUCUCUGGCCGCAUGGGCGAGCACGGCGGUCUGCGUACAGGCUGGCUGGCGGCCUUUUCCACCGAGGGUUAUGACGGCGAACCGCCGCUGCUAGAGGAGCUAGGUGUCAACUUUGGCCACAUCCAAUCCAAGACGCUCGCGGUAUUGAAUCCCUUUCGACACAUUGACCAGCAUAUCAUGGACGACUCGGAUCUGUUUGGUCCCAUGUUCUUCUUCCUCCUCUUCGGCUUCUUCCUGCUCUUCUCUGGCAAGGUCCACUUUGGCUACAUCUACGGCCUUGCCCUACUCGGCUCGACAUCGCUGCACAUGAUCCUCUCCCUCAUGUCGCCCGCCGCCGGCGACGAUGCCUCCUCCUUCCACGGCCAGUACGGCGGCGAGGCGCCGCCCCCGCCCCCCGCCGGUCGCGGCCCAUCGCAGCACGGUGGUCACUUCUCCGCCACGCUGACGUUUCCGCGCUCAGCUUCUGUCCUCGGCUACUGCCUGUUGCCUCUCGUUGUUACCAGCAUGUUUGGCGUCGUCAUGCCCAUGGACACCCCGCUCGGCAUCAUCCUCACCAGCUUCGCCAUCAUGUGGAGCACCUACAGCGCCAGCGGCAUGUUCUGCGCCGUUGGCCGCAUGAAGGGCAUGCGUGCGCUCGUCGCCUACCCACUCGCCCUGUUCUACGUCGGCUUCGGCAUCAUGGGCAUCUUUAGCAGCCGUGGCAGCGGCUCCCUCGCCAACGCGGCGGCCAAGCUCAACACUUCCUAA
This is a messenger RNA of Cordyceps militaris CM01, 1011 nucleotides long. RefSeq names its product Golgi membrane protein, putative. Gene Ontology annotation, cellular component: trans-Golgi network; membrane. Lineage: Eukaryota; Fungi; Ascomycota; Sordariomycetes; Hypocreales; Cordycipitaceae. The transcript has 2 exons. The coding region runs from base 1 to 1011 and encodes 336 amino acids. The record is from RefSeq and is a predicted model, not a curated record. Gene Ontology annotation, biological process: vesicle fusion with Golgi apparatus; endoplasmic reticulum to Golgi vesicle-mediated transport.